AUCCUCGGCUCCAAUACUCAACCCAAGACCCAAACAAAAUCUCAUGGCCUUCGUGACCUCGUUCUUUUGGAGCAAUGAAUCAGUCAGUUGUAAACAAUUUGUGUCCCUUUGGGUGUGAAACUCAUUGAUAAACUCAAUUGCUCUGAAAAAAAAACACAAUAUUGACACUGAAUUCCUGGAAUUCGCCAUCUGUCGACAGAUGAUUCAAUGCAUUUUUCCGCCAUAUUGGAAAGACGCGGCGAGAAUGCUCUGUCCCCAUACAGAAUUUUCGUUAACAAUUAAUUUUUCCCUUUCUUCAAUUCACAUCUUCCAAAGGUCUCCGUCAUCAUCGUGAUUAAUUCAAUAACUCUAACAUGAAUGAAAUGAUGAGUGAAAAUCAGAGUGCAAGGAAAAUAUCGACUGAAUCUUGGAGUCUGGAUUGAGUUUUGGUGUCGUUUGUGAUUUCUAGGUUAAGACGCAACAUUGGCGUUGCAUUGUGGCGGGUUGUGCAACGCAUUGUUUAUUAUAAAGAUAAGAUGAAUUUCACUGAAGUUCAUGGGGUUCACGGACUGUCACAAUUUUCGGAGUUAACGUCAACGACAAAUUCAGUAUCUAGUGCGAAUUAUGCUGGAGGUUUGGGGCAUCAGACUGGUGGACAGGGUAGUGUUUAUACGACAGCUGCAGCAUCUGAGCAAGGAAAGCAAAAUUCAUUGACAAAUGGUUCGAACAAAUACCCAGGAUCUCUUCUGUCAUGGCCUAAUCCAAACGCCUUAAUGCAAUUAUGCGAAAAAGGCCUCCAGCCUCUAAAUAUUCCGAAUUACAGUCAGAAUAAUUCCCUCCUUGGUGGACAGUCCAGUGUCAAUAGCUUACGACUACUUCCCAACAUGUACCUUCCCCCGACAUCACAUCCGGAGUCUCCCCCAAUAAAACAAGAGGAGAUUCGGCCAAAUGGAAACUCAAGGAGCCAAAGCAACGAAUCCCCAGCCCACAUUCAGCAGCAGAGUGCAGCGAUGGCUGAAUAUCUCCAGAAACUCCAGGCUACAACGUUACCCCUCACCCUCCAGCAGCUCAUAAAACUUCAGGGUGAUCCCGUGAAACGCGAGGAGUACAAGGAGGAGAAGUCCGAUCAAUCUCAGAAUAAUAUUCUCAAUAUUCCAAGUGUGCCAAAUUUUAGAAAUAAUAGCUCACAAAAUGGCAACUACAUGAACUCGGAGCAGAUGAUGGCGGAGAUCAAUCCCAUUGAUCUCAAUGUACAUAUAGAGGAUCAGGAGGCAAGCCCCAAUGCUCAGACCAUCCAGGGACAAAACGUCAAGGUGGAGCAGCAGGUGCAAACGGAAUCACCGAAGGUCGAGAAGAAGAUGAAGUUCAGGGCGAAAGUCGGGGAGAUUAAGAUUGCAAUGGCUCUGGAUGGCUCUAUGCUCUACUGCUGUCCUGAAUGCACACUGGCUUUUGCUGAGAAAGCAGAAAUCGAACAGCAUAUUCAGGGACAUGUGCAGGAGAGGAAAUAUCAAUGCAAAGAGUGUGGAGCGAUGUUAAAACGCAAAGAGCAUCUGGAUCAGCACAUGAGGGGACAUUCAGAUGAGAGGCCCUUCAAGUGUCCAGUCUGUCAGAAAGCAUUCAAGCGAAAUGAACACCUGACCAGGCACUACGUCAUCCAUUCCGGUGACAAGAACUUCACCUGCACAGUCUGUCAAAAAGCAUUCUCUCGAAAAGAUCAUCUGAACAAACACACGCAAACGCACCUGGGAAUAAGAAAAUCAAAACCCAAGAAGGAACAGAGUGUCCCUGAAACUCCUAAAGACAGUGACACGGUAAUGGACAUUCCCAAGCACGAACUCAGCUUUUUACUGAAAGACGGUAAUUUCGCGAAACAAGAUACGACAUUCCUCCAGCACAUACAGAAUCUACAGAAAGAUCAAAAUUUUAUCCACUCGUAUUCAGCGUUCAAGGAGCAAAUGAAAGAGGGAAUACACCAGCAACACGCUGUUAAUAUGAAUGAAAUAUUGCCCCAGAACACGAGGUAUCUGAUGCCAUCUUAGUUCUAGUUGAAAAUAAUUAUCAUUGAAUUGGAGAAAAUGGUGAUAUGUUGUCUCAUGACAUUAUUUUUUAUUUUGGAUUUAUUUACAUUGGCUAUUUCUCGUAAACGAAAUCAUUCGAGAGAUUGUCAGAUGUCUAUCCAAUACGUUAUGCUGAACCUCUUACAUUUUAUCACUUUUGGACAGAUUUUUAUUUUCGAAUACUUAUUCAACCCUUUGGUUAUAUGAUACCUGGAUCGUUUGAAUGAAGUAACAAAGACUCAUUAGAAUAAGACUAAGAGCUUCAACUGAACUGAAUCGAUGGUUGAUACUCCUAAGGUACUAGAAAUAAUAGAAAAAAAAAACAAACUGUUCAUAUGGUUUUUUUAAUAUGAUAAUGAGUGCAUAGAGAAUUGCCCGAUUAGUUUUAAACAUUCGCAUAGUACUAAUAGGAUUUUACGAUUAGAAAUUUGCCUUAAUGAAUUGUUUCUUAAGUUCCUCGGAGUAAUGAAUCUCUGAUACGAUAGGUGAAAAUGACUGCGUUAUUAUCGCGAAGGGCUGUGAAUCAGCUUACGUGUUCGAUUGAUUUUAUUAAUCGCUCAAGCAGAACAUUCAAUGUGCCAGUAAUUAAUACGUAUCGGUGAUGAAUUUUUUUUUCUAUGCGACUAGUUCUACCCACUCAAUCAAUUCCUCCCUGGGGAAUUGUUGAUUCGACAUUUUUUUUAUUGAUAAAAAAGAACGACUGUUUUGAAACAUCACGAGAAUAUGUCAUUGGUGGACUAGCUUUUAUCAAUUAUUUUUUAUCAUUACUUCUAGUCUGCUAGUCGCAAGAGUAAUAAAAUUAAUGUUGUGAAUGACUUUGUGAGAUUAGGAAUUUUCGUGUAAUCGUGAUUAGAAGCUGGUGUACUUAGAGGAACGAACAAAUUUUUUAUCAUGAACUUUUUUACUUCUAUCAUUAGCAAAUUGGUAUUUUGCAUAAUUUUUUUAUUAUUGAAUAUGAGUUUUAGAUGGAAAACGAAACUGGAAAAUUGAUGAGCGAUUAAAAAGUAAAUUGUCAAAUUGUCAAAUAUUUUUUUGAUUAUGAAAAAGGUCAGAGGAAAUAGAGAAUCUCCAUAUUGGAAUGGAUUUUUAAUGACCAGACGAUUUCUCGAUAGAUUUUCUCUCCAAUAUUUUCCAUUCGAUCCUCAAACUUCAUUUUUCAAUAAAGAUAAAAACCAUGCAACUACCCAAUUCCCAUGAAUAAUUGAUUAGUUAAAAAUAAUUGUAAAUAUACAAAUUCGGAAGUGGAGUCAAAUAACCGAUGAAUAUUUUGAUCUAAUCCGCAAUUUUCGUAAAGUAAUGAUUUUUCUUUGAGAGAAUUUGAACUAAAAUCAUGGAUUACUUUAUGCCGGCAAUUUGUUCAGUGGAACAUUUUCACCCUAGAUUUAAUUACUUCGGGAAUUCCAUAUCGUGAAGUUGAAAGAGUGAAUAAGUUUUCUUUUGAAAGGCAAUGAACUGCUUGUAGGCUCAUUCCGAUGGAAUAAUGCGCCUUAAUAACGUCCUAAGGAAUAUCGCACGCGAUAGAACCAAAGACUCUGCUCAUAUUGACACCAGUAUUUCUAUCUUCCACCAUUCAAUACUCCAUUUAUACCCCAAUUAUUCAUUUUAAUUAAUUUCAAUAAUCUCUCCCGGGUGAAUUACCUUGUAAAAAUGCAAUGCGUACACUUUUAGGUGAUUUUUCAAUACUAAAAAAACCACUCAAUAUCUAGGAUAAUAACAAAUUGUUAUGUAUAAUACGCCGAUUGCCAAAAAGGGGAGAAAGAGUUAAGUGUAAGAACGAGAUGAUAAAUUACAUGUAUUUUUCAGACCGAACUAUUUUUCAAUAAAAUAAAUGUAGUAAAAAA
This is a messenger RNA of Fopius arisanus, 3877 nucleotides long. RefSeq names its product zinc finger protein with KRAB and SCAN domains 8. The record is from RefSeq and is a predicted model, not a curated record. The coding region runs from base 516 to 2018 and encodes 500 amino acids. The transcript has 2 exons. Lineage: Eukaryota; Metazoa; Arthropoda; Insecta; Hymenoptera; Braconidae.